Diaporthe citri is the source of this 1524-nucleotide messenger RNA. RefSeq lists its product as uncharacterized. The coding region runs from base 1 to 1524 and encodes 507 amino acids. The record is from RefSeq and is a predicted model, not a curated record. Gene Ontology annotation, biological process: transcription elongation by RNA polymerase II. The transcript has a single exon. Lineage: Eukaryota; Fungi; Ascomycota; Sordariomycetes; Diaporthales; Diaporthaceae. Gene Ontology annotation, cellular component: nucleus; elongin complex.
AUGCCCGUCCCCAGUCUGGCAGGGCUCUGUCGGAGGGUCAUCUGGGACAACAUCGACGAGCUCUCCUAUGUCUCGACCCUACCAUACUUCAAGGUUCGCGAUAUCCUCAAACAGGUAAAGACCGCCUCUCAGCUGGCCGUCAUUGAGGAGUACUCACCCCAAAUCGUUGGCGAGGAUGCAGAGCUCUGGGAGGCGUUCUGCAGGAGGGACUUUCGGGUGCCCAUGAAGCGCGACCCUCGCGAGCCUGAGAACCCGCGAGCAUGGCGCGACGUGUAUGAGUUCUACGCUGAUGAGGAGCGCAAGAAAGAGGUGGAAGCAUUGGAGAAGCUCGGCGCUACUUAUGCCGACCUGAACAAGAUGAAGAUGGAGAACAAGACCGCCAUUGGCGACCCAAGAAAGCUCCCCAAGGCUCCCUCCGGCGGUGGCUUUGGCAGAAGCCGUGGAAAAGGCCCUGGCCCCGGCUCCGCGACUCUGACCUUCGGAGGUGGCGCAAGGACGACCAAUGCGGUCCAGAAAGCAAAGAAGGAGGCGAUGGAGGCGGCGGCAAGGAAGAGGCUCUCGGUCCCGAAAACGAUGAGGCCAACUGCGCAUCUUGCGAAGGUCACGAAGGCCCCCGAGUCCAUGAAGGCCGACUUCCGCAUUCGCGCGCAGCCCAAGUUCAUUCCUCCUCCUACUGCGCCCACUGUGGCCAAGCGACCGCGCGAGGAGGACGACGAGCGUGGCCAAAUGGAGGCCAGGCUUCUCGCUGCCAAGAGACCAAAGGUCCAGCCAAAGACUAUGAGCGACCAGGAGCUCAGGUCAGGCUCGUCCAAGCCGGUGGAGGCAACCAACUUGGUCGCCAAACCCAGAUCCGAGUUACACCCGUCCGCCAGUCCCAACAAGCCCAGAAGUCUCUUCUCGCGCCCACAGAGCGCCUCGAUCCCACAGAGCAAAGUCACAGUCAAGACUGUCGGCAAACCUGGUCCGAAUGCUGCACCCGAGAAGACCGCAAGUGCCCUCAAGACGAAGGUUGGCCACCCAGGAUCGGCGGCGACGGGCAACCCAUCCUCAUCUGCCGCGAAAUCCACUCCGCCACCAAAGCAGCAGCCCUCUCGCCCAGGAGUUUUGAGAAACAGUGCCCCAGCCCGUCAGGGAAACGAUUUGUCGCGCGCCGCCUCCCGGGUCGCAUCACCCGUGUGCGAGGAGUACAAGCCUAGUAGGAUUGUGCCUCCCAAGCGAGUAUCUCGUUCCUCUUCUGUCGCCUCGGACAUGUUCAGUUCCCCGGAGCCUGAGGCCCCGGGACCUAGUGGACGGAGGUCAUCCUUCAAGUCCAACAGCAGCAGGUCUUCGUCACCAGCUGCUCCCGCGCGGGCAAGACCUGCGAACCAACGAGCGGACACCCCACCUACGGCGCACGAGGCCAAGUCGGGCUCCCCUUCUAAGCGCAAGCCUGACGAGACCCCGGCCGCAGGCAACGGAGGAGCAGCGGCGCACCCGCCCGUCAAGAAGAAGAAAGUGGACAUCUUCAUGCGCCGCAAGCGCUGA